AUGGACCGUGCAGACACCUCAGGGUUUGUCAGUGGUGGUUGCUUUGCUCCAAGCUACGCCCUGAACAACCUGACCAAAAGCGCAGUUCGCAUGGAUUGCGUCGGCUCAGCAAUGGCUAAUUGUGGCCAUGGUGAUGAAAGUACACAAAGCAUGAAUAACAUCACAACGAGAGAUGAUGGUUGCAAGCUUGUUCUAGGGUUGGGUCCAACACCUGAUUUUUACUCGACACAUUAUCAGCCCACUGGUGUAUAUAAGUCAAAAGAAUCUCAGACUUUGUCUGGCCAGAGUUUCUCUUUCACUGACCCAGGGGUGCUGAGGCUUGGCCUGCAGACAGAUGGUGCAGAAACAAUUCAGCCUCUGCAAACACCAAAUGAAACAGUUCAUUCUUUUGCUGUUGUUGACGAGGCUUCAACAUCUGCUGCUGUAAGGAGCAUGGGUGGCUACAUGCCAUCGCUACUCUUUGCUCCCCGCUCCAGUUCUUCUGCUGCCAAUGAGACACAAUUACAAAGCAGAGAUUCACUAAACUCCACACACUACAACAGCAAUAAUACUCAGCAUAUUCAACAUCUUCAGCUCAGCCCUGAACCUUCUGCUACGACAGAGACUUCGUUUGGUGUGAGCUCUGAUGUGGUCACUGGAGCAACCACAUCAGAACAACGGAGUCAUCCCCGUCAUCCUAAGAAGUGCAGGUUCAAGGGGUGCUCCAAAGGUGGCAGAGGCUCAUCAGGGCUGUGUAUUGCUCAUGGAGGCGGGCAAAGAUGCCAUAAGCCUGGGUGCCAUAAAGGAGCUGAGAGCAGCACUGCGUAUUGCAAGGCCCAUGGCGGAGGACGGCGGUGUGAGGAGCUUGGUUGCACCAAGAGUGCCGAGGGAAAGACAGAUUAUUGUAUUGCUCAUGGUGGAGGCCGCCGUUGUGAAUAUCCUGAUUGUCCUAAAGCUGCACGAGGUAAGUCUGGACGGUGCAUAAAGCAUGGUGGUGGGAAGAGGUGUGCAAAGGAAGGUUGCAUUCGGAGUGCUGAGGGGAAGGCUGGACUCUGCAUUUCUCAUGGUGGUGGACGCCGGUGCCAGUAUCCGGACUGUGCCAAGGGGGCUCAGGGCAGUACAUUAUACUGCAAAGCGCAUGGUGGCGGCAAGAGGUGCGUCUUCGAUGGGUGCAGCAGAGGUGCAGAGGGGAGCACACCUCUGUGCAAAGCUCAUGGUGGUGGGAAGAGAUGCAUGUUCGAAGGAGGUGGUGUCUGCCCAAAGAGUGUACAUGGGGGGACUGAAUUCUGUGUGGCACAUGGAGGUGGGAAGCGCUGUGCAGCGCCUGGCUGCACCAAGAGUGCCCGCGGCCGCACUGACUGUUGUGUGAAGCACGGUGGUGGUAAGCGUUGCAGGAUUGACAAUUGUGGCAAGAGUGCUCAAGGUAGUACAGACUUCUGCAAAGCCCAUGGUGGAGGCAAACGUUGCACAUGGGGAUCCGGUUGUGAGAAGUUCGCCCGUGGCAAGAGUGGCCUGUGUGCCGCACAUGGAACCUUGGUGGCCAGGCAGCAAGAACAUGGAAUGGUGAAGAGUGGAGGGAGCAUGAUCGGACCAGGCCUCUUCAGUGGCAUUGUGGCAUCAUCAACCACCGCUGCAAGUAGCAUGACAAAUGAGCACUCUUCAUCAGGCAUCAGCACAGCAUCAGAUAGUGACGGCACAGUGAGGAGCCAAGCGAUGAUACCUCCGCAGCUGCUUGUGCCUCGCUCCAUGAUGCCCUCGUCAUCGUCGGAGCCUACUGUGCAUGGGGGCAGAGAAGCAGGCUGUCCUGUUCCUGAGGGAAGGGUGCACGGUGGCGGCCUACUGUCACUCCUCGGUGGCAGCUUCAGGAACGCCAAUAUAGAUAAGCUCUGA
Messenger RNA from Triticum turgidum subsp. durum (durum wheat), 1869 nucleotides. NCBI's taxonomy places the organism in Eukaryota, Viridiplantae, Streptophyta, Magnoliopsida, Poales, Poaceae. The record is from the annotation of a GenBank genome assembly.